AUAUGUGUCCGGUGCUAUCUACAUCAGUUUUUUAACCGUAGCCGUCCGAUCAACAAUAGACAUCUGAAGUUGCUACCCUUAGCUCGUACGCGAGCGAAGGAAGUAGAACUCUCUGGUGUGCGGUGUGUGAAGGGAGGAGUAGAAAUAUCUAGACCCUGGAGCUACGACUCGUCAUCAAUUCUGGUAGCAAGCCCUCCACCAGCACUGCAACUAAUUUCCCAGGCUUCAACAAAAUCAUCCGUCAAACAUCCACAGAUUAGAAGAUCUUUCAGAAGCUAUCUAAGGUAUGUUUGAUUUGCUGUGUUUUUCUGCAUCUGUUCUUCUUCGGCACCAAUUUCUCCCCAAACACGACGGCAGGCAAGGACGACGCGUACCUGCCUUCCACCGCCUAUCCACUGGCAGCUAAAGCCGACGCGUACGCACCUCCCAUCGGCCAGACCUGCGACAAAACCCGCGUACUUCACCAUUCCAUAGCUCCAGCAGACCAGCACCACCAACGCAGCUGAAAGCAAAGGCAGCAGCAAGCCUUUUGCACCACCACACCUCCGCCAGAAGAAGAUGGAGUCGCUGCCAGAGCCGCAUGCCGAGACGGUCUUCCGCUCGAAGCUCCCAGACAUCUCCAUCCUGGACCACCUCCCGCUCCACGACUACGUCUUCGAGCGCCUGGCAGACCGCCGCGACCGCGCCUGCCUUAUCGACGGUGACACGGGCGAGACGCUCACGCUCGGCGACGUGGACAGCCUGUGGCGCCGCGUGGCGGCUGGGAUGCACAGCUCCCUCGGCGUCAGAAGCGGCAGCACGGUCAUGUGAUAGAAUAUGCUAUUGUUAGUUUGGUAUGAUUAGAUUGUAUCUAUUCCUAACCAACCGAGUAUCACGUAUAUAUGUAAAUCUAUCUGCAACUGAUUCUGUUUUGGAGUAUAUAAAGAAACGAUGCCACACCACGUCUGGUGAUUGAGCAUCUUCUCCUCAAACCAAUCUACUCUAUU
Molecule: messenger RNA, 986 nt
Organism: Phragmites australis (common reed)
Lineage: Eukaryota; Viridiplantae; Streptophyta; Magnoliopsida; Poales; Poaceae
Product: 4-coumarate--CoA ligase 5-like
Exons: 1
Coding region: 559-810 (83 amino acids)
Source: RefSeq, a predicted model, not a curated record